UAUAAAUAAUGUUUCAUUGUUGUUUGUAGAUGAAGCAAAGUAUAUUUUUCCUUGCUGUAAUACCCUGCGUGUUAGGAAUAUUUGGAAAGAAAUGUGUUGUUGAUCCGAUAGAAAACAGAUGGCCGGACAUGGGAAAGAUAUGUCAUGAUCCGUUAGAAUAUAAUCAUAUGGCCAUAGAACAGGCCAUAAUAGAUGAUAGAGAAAUCCAAAUGUAUUUAGAAGAUGUCAGUAAAAUAUACCAACCAGCUGUUCCUUAUGAUGACCCACAUAUUUGCCCAGUUGAUAUUGGAAAUCCCAGUGGACCACAGAUUGUAGAAUGUGGCAGUAUAUGUCCCAGCUCUUACACUAACCUUACAACAGUAUGGUAUGAGUACGAACCAGGAAGGACUACUAUGUGUAACGUUAUCAGACCAUGGCAGCAAAUUGUAUAUUAUAUGCAAUGCGGAACCAAAUAUCCACUGGUUGACGGUAUGGAUAACUCAUUCCAAUGUGUCCCCGAAGAUAUCAUCAGACGUAAAAUAGCUGUAUAUUGUCCAAAUAUUGUACCACAAUGUAGAAAAAUGGAUAUUGACCUACCACAACAUUGUGCUGCAAGCAAAUUCCAAUGUAGACAGAAAAAGAUAUCACAGCAAUCUAAAUUAGAGAAUCUGUUUUCUUCUUUCGGUUGGUAAUAAUAACGGCGACUAGAAAUCUUACUAGACACAUCUAUGUGACAAUACAUUAUCUGUGAUU
Molecule: messenger RNA, 732 nt
Organism: Mytilus trossulus (common blue mussel)
Lineage: Eukaryota; Metazoa; Mollusca; Bivalvia; Mytilida; Mytilidae
Exons: 4
Coding region: 30-671 (213 amino acids)
Source: RefSeq, a predicted model, not a curated record